Messenger RNA from Phlebotomus argentipes, 5209 nucleotides. It is a transcript of the gene Sur-8, whose product is annotated as leucine-rich repeat protein soc-2 homolog. The record is from RefSeq and is a predicted model, not a curated record. The transcript has 2 exons. The coding region runs from base 172 to 1803 and encodes 543 amino acids. Lineage: Eukaryota; Metazoa; Arthropoda; Insecta; Diptera; Psychodidae. Gene Ontology annotation, molecular function: protein binding.
AGAACGUCAAGGGUGGAAUCGAGUUCGCCAUUUUCAUUUGGUAUUGGAAUUUUCGUGAAAUUCAAUGUUUGCUCGUGAAGUGCUCUGGUGAAAAUGUGUCUCAGUGUGUAGGUAAGUGGUCGAGUGACGAACAGCGAGUGUUACUAUACGGCACACUGCACCGCGACCGUCAUGAACUUGGGGGGAAGUGGUGGCCCCAGCACCAGCAGCAGCAGCAGCGAACCGGCGGAGGUGCGCCCCAAAGUGGUCACGGUGAAGCAUCCCGAGUCCAACAAGCCCAAGCCCACUGCAAAGAAGGGCAAGGCCAUUCAGGCAGAUGUGGAUUUGGUGAAGGAAUUCCAGCGCUGCCGCGAUGACAGUAUCAAACGGCUGGACUUGAGUAAGUCCUCCAUCACCACCAUUCCGCCCUCCGUGAAGGAAUGCACCAGUCUCGUGGAGUUGUAUCUGUACGGGAACAAAAUCUCAUCUCUGCCGCCCGAGAUUGGCUGCCUGAGCAACCUAAAGACGCUGGCAUUGAAUGAGAACAGCCUGACGUCGCUGCCCGAGUCCCUGCAGAACCUGAAGCAACUCAAAGUGCUGGAUCUGCGCCACAACAAGCUCUCAGAGAUUCCUGAUGUCAUCUACAAGCUCACCAGUCUCACAACUCUCUACCUGCGGUUCAAUCGAAUCCGCAUUGUGGGCGGAGCCAUCAGUAAUCUCACCAAUCUCACCAUGCUGAGCCUCCGGGAGAACAAGAUCCGUGAACUGUCCAAAGGGAUCGGCCAUCUGGUGAAUCUCACCACACUGGAUGUGUCUCACAACCACCUGGAGCACCUGCCCGAAGAGAUUGGUGCGUGCGUGAAUCUCAACGCACUGGACUUGCAGCACAACGAACUCCUCGACAUACCGGAAAGUAUUGGCCAGCUGACAAAUCUGGCACGCCUGGGACUGCGCUACAAUCGUCUCACGUCAAUUCCACAGUCACUGAAGAACUGCAAAUUCAUGGAUGAGUUCAAUGUGGAGGGCAACAGCAUCUCCCAACUCCCUGACGGCCUACUGGCCAGUCUCAGUUCGCUCACCAGCAUCACGCUGUCGCGGAACUCCUUCCACAGCUACCCGUGCGGGGGCCCAGCUCAAUUUACCAACGUGACGAGCAUCAAUCUGGAGCACAAUCAAAUCGACAAGAUCCCAUAUGGGAUCUUCAGUCGCGCCAAAGGGCUCACGAAGCUCAACAUGAAGGAGAAUGUGCUCACGUCACUGCCACUGGACAUUGGGACGUGGAUUCACAUGGUGGAGCUCAAUCUGGGCACAAAUUCUCUCACCAAACUCCCCGAUGAUGUUCACUGUUUGCAGAACCUCGAGAUUCUCAUCCUGUCCAACAACAUGCUGAAGAAAAUCCCCAACACCAUUGGCAGUCUGCGGAAGUUACGCGUGCUGGACCUGGAGGAGAAUCGCAUUGAGUCGCUACCGAGUGAGAUUGGCCUCCUGCAUGAUCUCCAGAAGCUCAUACUGCAGUCAAAUCACAUCCAGACACUGCCACGCACCAUUGGACACCUCACGAAUCUCACAUACUUAUCCGUUGGUGAGAACAAUCUCCAGUUUCUGCCCGAGGAGAUUGGCACGCUGGAGAAUCUCGAGAGUCUCUACAUCAACGACAAUGUGGCCCUCGUGAAGCUGCCAUAUGAGCUGGCGCUGUGUCAGAAUCUCGCCAUCAUGAGCAUCGAAAAUUGUCCAUUGAGUGCCAUACCGCCUGAAGUGGUGGCCGGCGGACCGUCGUUGGUCAUCCAAUACCUUAAACUUCACUCGCCAUAUCGACAAAUGUGAUUCAAUUCCGGCACACAGGCAAUACCCAGCAAAUGCCGCGAUAUCUUCCUUUCUUUUCUCUCUUCAACGAAACCCUCAUGCCACAAGGCUGGCGGCAAAGCUGCCGGCCGUAAGGACAAAUUGCACAACUGAAUGGCAAUCCAGAUCGACAGAGAGAUGCCGUAGGUAGAUGUUAUCCUCAGAAAUUGUUAAUGAUGCACAAAGAUGUUCAACAUCAGUGGAAACACCGAACAAAUAAAAAAAAGUCAGAGAGAUUAUUUUUUUAGAGGACAAAAACUGACGAAGGAGAGUGAAUUUAAGAUACCAAAAAAAAGAGAUAAAAAAAAAUAUAAGGAAUAUGAUUUCAAGGCAAAAUAUAUAUUUUUAUAGUGAAGAAAUGAUGAAACGACGAGCACAACUUGCAAACAUAUUCAUCCACAUUUUCUCAAUUACAAGAGACAUUAAAAAAAGAAGAAGUUCGAUGGCUUUAGAUUCUAAAUGUCCAAAUCAGACAGAGUUGCUAGCAUGGAUGCAUGCAAUUGUGUAGAUAGAGAUGUAAAUUCAUGAUUCUAAUGAUAAUAGUGAACAAACAAUUGUUAAUAGUCACAUUGAUAAUACUUGUGCAUUUACGCUUUAUGAAUAAUCCCUACAAUUGAGCGAUAUAAUGAUAUGUAAUUGAUUUGUAUGAAAGACAGAGCUGCAGAUUUUGGAAAAUAAUACUAAUCAUCACGUGUGAUUUACAAAUAGCUUUAAUAUUGCUUGUACACUGAAAAGGUGAACAUUAUAACUUAUAUAUGUCAAAUCAACAAUCAGGUGUUAAGGCGUUGAAUAUUCCCACAGAGUUUAAGAUAUAAAGAAGAAGAAAAAAUAAAUUUGCCAAAAAGAGAAUGUGAAUGGAGAGCAUUGUUACGAUGGUGAAGAAUAGCAUUAGCAUAACCGAUAGCAUUAAGUCCGAAACUCAAGUAAAUUGUUCAAAUUGCAGCGAAUUCCUUCACACGGCGCAAAUUAUUAUAUUCUCAGCGAUGAUGACUUGAGGUGGAAAAGUGAAAGAUCAAGAGGAGCAUUUGCGAUUCACUCUGUCGCACACAAUCCACCAUCGCGCACUCGCUCGUGAUAUGAAAUUCUACAGAAAUAUUAAUAUUUUCCAAUUGGAUUUGCUGCUGUGAGUUGAUUUAUGAAUCAUUUCGGUUCUAUUUUCGAUUGAAUUUGUGUAUACAGCAAAUUUUCAUGAUCAUUAUUGUACACUGUAAUCUGCUCUUUAGUGAAGAAUGAACGACUGGCGGGAGAAAAGCAAGAGAAAAAAAAUUGUAAUGACAAAGUGUCUGCCACACACACACAAAACACUCGUAAAAAGUAGAGAUUUUCUUUUUCCAAAAGAGAAAAAAAAAUCUGAGAGUGUAAUUUUUGUGUUCACAAUUUCCAUCAAUGUUAUCAUAAGUGUGCAUAUAGUGGAAAAGCGAUGUAAAAUAUGUUGGUAGAAAAUAGCCAAAGAGAGAUUUUUCUGUACGUUAUCCCACCUUUGCUUCCUAACAAUCAAUUGCAUUUACUUUGACACGCAAUUCUAUGACUAUUUCUGUGCAAUGUCUGAUGUUUAAUUCAAUUGUCUAGCUUAUUUUUUUAGAUGUUAAGGAAGGAAGUCUACAUGUAGUAAAAAUAGAAUACAACUAGAGAGAAUUUAUAGGAUAUAACUGCUAUUUAUUCGUACGAUAUAAAUUAAAACCUCCUAAUGUUAAAGAAUGAGAGCAAGUAACUUACACAUAAUACAUGAAUAAACAGAAAUACACGGAAAUAGAUGUGAGAGGGGAUGAGAUGUGGGAACACAGCGGAGAAGUAAACAAGUUAUUAGGGAGAUGUAAGUGAGAGAGAAAGGGUGAAAGGAACUAUGUUAGAUUUAAUUUAUCACAAAAUCUAUGUGAUAGCCUCAUAUUGAGAUGGUUUUCAUUAAUGAAGAAAUCUGUAAAGUUAUAUUGUUGUAUUGAUACAAUAUGUAAAAUGUAUUUUAAAUUAAUGACAAGUGAGGAGGAAAACGGGGAGAUUACACGUAAAAAAAAUUGAAAUAAUAACUGCAAAGACAUUAAUUGAUACCAUCAACAGACACACAGCGUUAAUUGUAUGUUUUGGAGAACACUUUUCUUUGCUCAAGAUCUCUCAAUCACCACUCAAGAAAAAUAUUUAGGCGACAGAGCACCAAACAUGGCACUAAAAUUGACUUGUAACUCAACACGAACAAUUAAUAUUAUUAUUGUCGUAUUUUCUUCAAACCAUUUAUACUUUUUUUGUGAUAUUGUAUUGACAUUUUUCUCUCUCUUUCGAAAGAAGAGUUACUUUAAAUGCAUUUAAAUCUAUUUUUUAUUGUAUAGAAUAGAAGACUAUGAGCCACAAUUUCACCAAUUGAAUGUAAACCAUGUAUAAAAUAUAAUAAUAGUAAUCCCAAAAUGUUAGCAUGUAGAGAGGAAACUUCUUUUUCGCUCGCUCUCGACAAGAUUGUAGAAAUAUUUGGCGAGUGAAAAGUGUUAGUUAAAUAUAGGGUACAAAGUAUGAGCCAUGAAAAUCUAUUGAUCCCCCCCAAGAAAAAUAUGGAAGAUAAAAGCGAGCAUUAGAAGGAGAACAACAAAACAAAGCGCACAUGUAAAGUAUUCCAGAAUUUAAUAAGAAAAAAAAUUUACCUGGAGAUCCAAUGGUUGAUCUUCCAACUUUCUCUCUAUUUAAAAAAAAAAUGACUUAUUCUGUAUAAAGGAAUUUUGGACGAGAGUGAAGAUUAUUUCAUUUUGUGUAAAAUUGUAUCUAAGAUGUGGAAUCUAAAGAGGAAGAAAAGAAAAUCAAUAGGAGGAUAAAUCACUGAUAGAGAGUGAGUGAAUAAUAAACAAAAAGAGCUUAAGCUAAAGUAAAAAUACACAAAAAGUAUUGAUGAAGAAGUAUAUUUAGAGGAAUUAUAUUCAGAAAUAAAUUACACACGAUCGGUGGAACGGUAUUGUAAGAUUUUCUGUAGUUGAGAAAAAAAAAUGGGUCCUGUUGUUAAAGUGAAGAAGAAGAAAAAAAACAUGAAAAUUAAAUAUUCUUAGAUAAGAGAACAUUAUGUAUGAUGAAGUCAAGUAUUUUCGACAUACUGUGUUACUUUAGAUGGGAGUUUCACUAUAAGUGGACGCAUAAUGUGUGUAUGUUUGUAUGUGUGUCAAUCAUUUGAGAUGAAAAAAAAAAUCUUUAUCCCUUUUUUCAUUGGACUUAUAUAUUUAUGAAAAAGAAAAACUACAAAAUUAUGAGCAUGCAUUAAUGAUACCUUCAGGGAUUGAGAAUGUGAAACCACUAAAAUACAAUUUAUGUAUGUUUGAUUGCAAGGAAAGACGAGUUGAAAAUGAUGAAAAAAGAGUAAUGUAAAUGUAAAAUUGGCAAUUACAAAUUUGAUAAAUAUAUGUGUGGUAAAUGUAAA